This is a messenger RNA of Dimorphilus gyrociliatus, 1546 nucleotides long. The record is from the annotation of a GenBank genome assembly. NCBI's taxonomy places the organism in Eukaryota, Metazoa, Annelida, Polychaeta, Dinophilidae.
AUUUCAGAACAAAAAAGAUACCAGUAUACUCAUAAAGAUUACGUAUUUUAACCCUUUACAUUCUCUGAUGGCUCGUCAUAAAAGAAGCUCUACUUAACACAAGUCAAAAGAACACAUGACGUAACUUCAAAAUACUACUAGUUAUCUCACGAAAGCUUGUCUGUAUUAAUCAUUUGUCAACAAAUCAGCAACAAAAGACUACUGUUUUUCAUCCUUCCUCUUUAUUCUAUACUCAACUUAUCAAAAAGACAUUCUAAAACAGUAAGAAUAAUAAAAAAAGGAGGAAAACUGAAGAAAAAUUUUUUUUAGGCCUCCAUUAUAGUCGAGCAUUUAUUACGUUCCCAUUGUUGCGAACGUUUACUUCUUUAACAAAACAUAUAUAGAGACAUUUAUCAAGAUAUUCAAGUAGAAUUUUUUAUUUGGAUUAAAACUUUCGAAGAAAAGAGAAGUUUAUCCUCUCCUCUCACUUUAUAUUCGAUUUUUGUUAUUCCUUUGACGAAGAACUGGAAGGAAUUUAAUCAAGAAAAAGAGAAACGGAAUAUUUAAAAUAGACAAAUACAAACCAAUUGUCUUAAGGUUUUUUUCAGAAAGGUUCAAAGCUCAAAAGCCUGUAAGUAACUUGUCAAUUUAUGUUCUUAUUGUUUAUACAAUAACCAUCAGCCAAUACUAAGUAACAGUGAUAAAGAGAAUGACAAUUUUUUAGGUUAAAAAAAAUGGAACGUUUCUCGUCCUUUGAACCCUUCGUUAUUUAACGUUAACGAAAUAAAAGCGUAAAAGACUCUUAUCUAAAAAAAAAUGCCCUAAUUACAUAAUUAUUUUAGACUUUAUUACAGUUUUACGCAUAACUACUCUACAUACUUUUUUAUUACUAUUCCAGAUCUGAACGUAAUGAAAAAUGUAUCGAAAAUGGAUAAAUAUUGCUCUAUUAGGUCUAGUAAUCAUUGCAACUUCUUCGUAUUCAAAAGUCUUUGUGAAAAAAAAAGUGGAAUUAGCAAGAGGUAGCUGCUUUAGGCUGGAGUGUUUCAAGGGGCGGAAAAACGGAAGCAGCGCCUAUUUUAUAGCUAAUACAACAGGUAAAGGCCUAAAGAAACGUCAUCUACUGAUUGGUGGACGCCUUUGGGAAAUGCACAAUAAAAAGGAUAUAACUGUUGAAGAAAUUCACAAUAUGUUUAUUUUCAACUUUUGUAAUUUAACAGCUAAUGAUUCCGGAGAAUACGUUUGCAAAUUAUUCGACUACGAUCAUGAUCGUAUAAGAAAAGUUGUGAAUAAAACGAAAAUUGAAUUACGUGUAGUUAACAUAAAUCGAAAAUAUACUGGUAAGAAAAAGAAGAAAAAUCUUUACAUUGAAGGAUGUAGAUUUGACUUUACAUCGGAUUUGCCUGAUGUUGCCAAGUACGGCACGGUUGAAAAAGAUAAAAGCAACUCGAGAAAUUUGAAUUACAGAAAGGCGUUAGAUUGUCAAAAUAAUUUGAAUGUUAAAGUUAAUAGGAAAAAUGAAGAAGUGGAAGAGAGUAUUAAACUAUGGUCUUCAACACAGAAUCUUUAA